Antechinus flavipes (yellow-footed antechinus) is the source of this 1630-nucleotide messenger RNA. RefSeq names its product emerin (gene EMD). The record is from RefSeq and is a predicted model, not a curated record. Bases 144 to 956 code for a protein of 270 amino acids. Lineage: Eukaryota; Metazoa; Chordata; Mammalia; Dasyuromorphia; Dasyuridae. Gene Ontology annotation, cellular component: nuclear envelope. The transcript has 7 exons.
GAUCACUUCCCGUCGCGGCCGCACUCGUUCGCCUUUCCUCGUCGCGGGCUGCACUCGUUCGACUUUGCUCGUUCCUGCCUGCGGACGCCGUUUCUCUCUCCGGCCGAGGCGCGAUCGUUGGUCUCUUGCCGAGCGGUAUCCCGAUGGAGGAGUACCGUCGUCUGUCAGAUGAGGAGCUCAGCCGCAUGCUCAAGCUCUACAACAUCCCUCACGGGCCCGUAGUGGGUUCCACCCGAAAAUUGUAUGAGAAGAAAAUCUACGAAUAUGAGAGCCAGAGAACUAAGCUCCCCGCUGGGACCAUCGGCUCUUACCAACACUCAGAGGAUUUUGAGAGUGAUGCUUAUGAUUCCAACCAGGAUGAGGAUGGAUCCCUGGAAGAUAUUGACUUUGACAAUUACUAUGAAGAGAGUUACUCAACUACCAAGACUUAUGGAGAAUUUGAUGAUACCCCAGCCAAUCCAGUAGUCAAGGCCAAGACCAGCUUCCUGGAGACCCUGCCCUCCGCAAGACGCGGCAGUGAUACUGCCAAGGGGUCUACCUACCAUAUACGCCAGCGGAUGAGAGAGAAUAUUCUCUGUCCUUCAGCCCAGGAGGAGAACGUGGACACUGACCCACGCUACUACGGCCAGGACAGCGGUGCCUACCGGAAUAUUUACUACCGAUCCAUCACUGACUCGACCCCUGACUCGUCCUUCUAUUCUGGCCCAGUGGUCUCUUCUUCCACUCCAGUUUCCUCAACUUCCCCAAGUUUCCGCUGGUACAGCCACCCUUCAGGGGUGGAAGCCCGUCAGGCUAUUAGAGCUGGUCAAGGCUAUGGGGCUGAGAUUGGAAAGAAUGGCAGAAUGGUGCCCCUUUGGGUCCAGUUCCUUCUCUUUCUUGGUUUCGCUCUUUUUCUGGCCUUUUUCUACUAUUUCAUGCAGGCAGGCGAUGACAACCCCUUCCGUCUCCAGAACUGAGGGCUCCUUCUGGGCCCUGGGAGGAGGCAGAGUUCUGGCCCCAUUUUGACUUUUUCUGCCUCUCGCUCUUGCUUUGUAGCCUCCCUUUUGGGGUGAAUAGGGGCACGGAAGAUCUUCGUGCUGUUGUUUGCGGUAGGCCCUGUUGGGAGUCUCUGUGACCCAUUUGGUUUCUGCAGGUCCUAUCCAUAGUGCCUUGUUGUUUGGCUGUGUUUUAAGCCUUUUGUUGGAACAGUGUUCAUAUCUGUAUAAAUGUUUCUGGAAAAGGAGUUGCCCUGACCCAGCAGCUAUGUUCCUCACCCCCUAUUACAUCUGGACAGAUGGGGGGAGGUUUCUGGGAAUCUUUUCCUUGAAGAAAACUGCUUCAGUCCCCAGCCUAGACUUCCCCUGGGAACCCACUCUCCUGAGGUCUGGGGAGUGGUGUCCAAACACCAUAGUAUUCUCAAGGGCUUCGUUCUUUGGCGCCUUAUUUAGCCUCCACGUCACCUGAUGCUUCAAGAGCUUCUCCCGUCCCACCGAUGCCAUCACUCCAUCUGCAGCUGAGGGCUGCUAACUGACCCUUCCACCCCUUGGGCCUCUUACACCCGGUGGAGAAGGGAGACAAAAAGUGCCAAUCAUCUUGUCCUUGACUUUGUUCUCGAACACGUCAUAAAUUAAAUGAUUUGUUUAUUUUUCAA